This is a messenger RNA of Solanum stenotomum, 1136 nucleotides long. RefSeq names its product geraniol 8-hydroxylase-like. The transcript has 3 exons. The record is from RefSeq and is a predicted model, not a curated record. Gene Ontology annotation, molecular function: heme binding; oxidoreductase activity, acting on paired donors, with incorporation or reduction of molecular oxygen; monooxygenase activity. Lineage: Eukaryota; Viridiplantae; Streptophyta; Magnoliopsida; Solanales; Solanaceae. The coding region runs from base 1 to 963 and encodes 320 amino acids.
AUGGCAAAACAAGUCCUUCAAAAGCAAGACUUAGCCUUUUCCACUAGAUUUAUCACUAAUGCCCUUCAAGCACAUAACCAUUGCAAAUUUUCUGUGGCAUGUCUUCCUGCNGCUGGGAAGAUUAACCUAGCGGAUUAUUUCCCUAUACUUGAAAAGUUUGAUCUUCAAAAAAUAAUGUAUCGCACAAAUAUCCAUUUUGGUAAGUUGUUUAAACUUUUAGGUGAUUUGAUCAAUGAACGAUUAGAGGAAAAACAAAGCAGCCACGGUGAAAAGAAUGAUGUUUUGGAAGUAUUACUCAACCUCAGUGCAGAAAAUCCCAAAGAGAUAGAUCACAAUCAUAUAAAAUCACUGCUCCUGGACUUAUUUUCUGGUGGUACUGAUUCACCAACAACCACAUUAGAAUGGGCAAUGGCAGAAAUACUAAGACAACCAGAAAUUAUGAAGAAAGUCCAAGUUGAGCUUGCAGAAAUCGUUGGAAAAGGAAAACCAGUAGAAGAAUCAAAUAUUCCUAAACUCCCUUACUUGCAAUUCAUUGUCAAAGAAACCUUGAGAUUGCACCCACCAACUCCAUUUUUAAUACCCCGAAAAGUUGAGCAAGAUGUUGAAAUGUGUAACUAUAUCAUCUCGAAGGGCUCACUAGUACUAGUUAAUGUGUGGGCGAUUGGCCGAGAUCCUACUUUUUGGAAGGAUCCUUUGGUAUUUAAACCCGAGAGAUUCCAAAGUUUAGAAGUGGAUAUGCGAGGGCAAGAUUUUGAAUUGAUUCCUUUUGGUGCUGGUCGAAGAAUAUGUCCUGGUUUACCAUUGGCAUUGAGAUUAGUCCCAAUAAUGUUGGGUUCACUCUUGAAUUCCUUCAAUUGGAAACUUGAAGCAAACAUUGAGCCAAAAGACUUAGACAUGGAGGAAACAUUUAGUUUCAUCUCAUCCAAAGCUCAUCCUUUGCGAGUUAUCCCAUCUCCUCUUUGAUGUUUGUAUAAUGUAAUAAUUGAGUGCACGUAAGAUUUCCUACUGUUGUUGUUUUUUCAGGUUUAUUAUUUUUGGUCCUUUUCCUUUUCAAAACAAAAUAAAUUUUGUAUGUUUUACAUUUUUUGGUCCUCUUUUGCACUUGAAAGUGUCUUUUUUUAAAUAAACACCUUGCC